Trichobilharzia szidati is the source of this 1926-nucleotide messenger RNA. Lineage: Eukaryota; Metazoa; Platyhelminthes; Trematoda; Strigeidida; Schistosomatidae. The record is from the annotation of a GenBank genome assembly.
AUUUUUUGCAUUUCACCAGUUGUUGUCGCGCAUGUGUCUUUAUUUAAUAAAAGUCAGCAUAAAUGCUGACGUUCAUGGAAUAUACAAAUGAUAUACAUUAUUUUGUUGAUUAUUUCAAGUUUAACUAUGGGGAAUGCAGAAGUUCAGCAACGCGAAGUAUGUCCUCCCUGUGAUACCUUGAAAGAAUGUGAACAAAUUGUAUGCAGCAGUACUUUAAUAAAUGGAUCUUUUGUACCGGAAUAUGUAAUUGGAUGUGAGUUAGCCUGCCCUUUUGGUGAAAUCACCUGUCAAAAGCAUGAAGACGGUAAAAUUAUGUGGUCACCAGUGGAUCCAUGUUCACCUCUUGAAACAACCACACAAUCUUCAACUUUGACGUUCACACCAUUCAUUAUGAAUAGUACUUUAGUUUCAACUGAUAUACCUCAAUUAAACACAACUACAUAUUUCGAUGACUUCAAUCAAACUGUCAGCUCUACACAAAGCGUCAGUGUUGAAAUCACCAGCCCAGAUUCUGAAAUUUAUGCAGAAAAAUAUGUUGGCCUUACGAAAGCAUGGACUUUAUUUUGGCUUGUACCAUUAAUUUUAUUUAUUACAGUCCCCACCUUAUUUUUUUGCUGUCUAGUUAUUCAUCAUUUUCACAAACACAGAGGAAAGGUGAAAUUCCCUCCAUCGAAAAAACACCUCGGUGAUGUAAUGGAUCCUUCAACUACUUGGGUUGAACGUUCUCAACCACAGAUACAUAGAAAGUCAAAAUUACGAAAAAGUCAGUACCCUAAAACUAAAAACAAUGUUAACAUUUCUGAUGAAUCACCAAAUAAGUCUGAUGGAAAUACUACUGAUGAUGUAAAUAAUUGCUCAACACCAAAGUACAGUAAAUUUAAAUCAACAAAGCAUUCGUUGAGGGGAGCAGCAUCGCCAAGUUUAAAUAGAAGACUUAUAAACUGGCAAGAUUCAGGUAUUCAUGAAUUCGCUGUUCCGCCUAGUCCUAAGUCUGCAGCUGCAAUAAGCAUGAGUAAAACGUCAUUAAACCACUCUCCAAAUAGUGAAAUUUAUCCCUCCCAAACCCCUUUGUACUUGAGAAAUUCAUCUUCACACCUGAUUUCACCAACCCUAUCUAGUAGUUCAAGAUAUCCUGAAGAAUUACGGUCAGUGAGUCAGUGUAGCAUGCUACUUCCAAAAGCAUCAAGUCAGCAGGCUACAGGUUUAAUCUAUUCAGAUUACCAAAAUCAGAGAGGUACAACAACAACAUUCAAUCCUCAGGAGAAUCAUAACCAACUCACUGAACUCCCUUCUGAUAAAAACCAUUUUGAUCAAACAGUAGUAAUGAUAAAUUAUGAAGACGGUGAAGAUGGAAAUAUGGACACAUGUGAUCAGGUAUCAUCUAUUGUAUUGAAUUCGACAGUUCCACAGCAAAAUCCCAGUGUAUUUCAUCAUCAUCAUCAGUCAUUUAAUGCAUUUACUGAUAAUGAACACCCAGAUAGCAUGUAUGAUUCAAACUACGAUGACUGGACAAUAGGCGAGACAGCCACCAUUCAACGAAUACCUCGUAUUUAAUUGAUAAGAUUUAUUGCUUUUUUUUUUAUAAAUCUAUUUUAUUUCUUUUUCAAUCACUUCCAACAUGCCUCUAUAUAACUUUGUAUAUUGGAGUUCAUGUAAUUUUUAGCCAAAAAAGAAAUAGGGAUGUAAUCAUGCAAAUAAAUUUCCUAAUUUUCCGAAAGACUUUUUAAGAAUAACUCAAAUUAUGCCUUCACUCCUUUUGCCUUUUUAUUCUGUUAUUGAGGAUGUAAUCUGUCAUUUAUAAAUAUUUACUGGCAUUUUGCUUGAAACACUCUUUGUUUUCGUAAGCAUUGCGAGAAAGAAGAUAAUUUUUGAAAUUCCACACUUUUUGUAAAAGACGUUUCGUAGGUUGUUUUGGCUUUCACUCAU